This is a messenger RNA of Labrus bergylta (ballan wrasse), 2229 nucleotides long. RefSeq names its product neuronal calcium sensor 1b (gene ncs1b). The record is from RefSeq and is a predicted model, not a curated record. Gene Ontology annotation, molecular function: calcium ion binding; calcium sensitive guanylate cyclase activator activity. Lineage: Eukaryota; Metazoa; Chordata; Actinopteri; Labriformes; Labridae.
GCAGCAGCAGCAGCAGCGACGUCACUCCCUGACGGCGGCAUCAGAGCAGCAGCGAGUCGGUUGCUCCGGAACUCGGCGGAGGAACACAACGUCGGUCAGCGGUGAGGGUCCCUCUGCCUUUGGACUGUCUGGACGGCUAAUUUCCGCGUCUGUGGCUCAGCUUUGGCAGACAGAAGUAAGGUCGUUUUGAGUGUUUUUCCAGUCCAUUAGUCAGAUGUCAGUGGCUUUAGUAAACCGAGGAACACUGUCUGAAAACAACACAAGAUGGUGAUUAUCAGUGUUGCAUCCCUCAGAAGGACAUCACAGGCCAUUGAGACGGGGAACAGAUGUUUGCAGUGAAGAGGAGCAGACUGGAGAGGAGGUAGUAACAGGUGCUGUGUGCCAUAGUGGAUUUGGAAGUGUGGAGGAAAGCUGAAGAUCAUGGGUAAAUCAAACAGCAAGCUCAAGCCAGAGGUGGUGGAGGAGUUGACAAGGAAAACCUACUUUACAGAGAAAGAGGUGCAGCAAUGGUACAAAGGCUUCAUUAAAGACUGUCCCAGUGGGCAGCUGGAUGCUGUGGGCUUUCAGAAGAUAUACAAGCAGUUCUUUCCUUUUGGAGAUCCCACAAAGUUUGCCUCUUUUGUCUUCAACGUAUUUGACGAAAAUAAGGAUGGACGCAUCGAAUUCUCUGAGUUCAUCCAGGCCCUCUCUGUGACCUCGCGGGGGACUCUGGAUGAGAAGUUGAGAUGGGCUUUUAAACUAUACGACCUUGAUAAUGAUGGCUACAUCACCCGAGAUGAGAUGUUGAACAUCGUAGAUGCCAUUUAUCAGAUGGUGGGGAACACUGUGGAGUUGCCAGAAGAGGAAAACACACCAGAAAAGCGAGUGGAUCGCAUCUUUGCAAUGAUGGACAAGAAUGCAGACGGAAAGCUGACUCUGCAGGAGUUUCAGGAGGGUUCAAAGGCAGACCCCUCUAUUGUUCAGGCUUUAUCACUCUAUGAUGGACUCGUGUAGGAAUGAAAGAUGGAUCCAACUAAGCAUCCUGCUGCGUGUUAAACAGUAAUCCAGCACCAUCACACCUGUAACAUGAGGAUCCACUUUUAACUACUCUUGAAGACUGCAAACUUCUGUCGCACGACCGUACAGCAUCUGUGUCAAGUAGCUGUUCGUCUACAUUUCCUGUAAGGAUUGUAAACAAAUAUAUCCUCUGAUGUGUACGCAGAGUUCAAACAUGUCAGCUAAAUCCUAUACGCCAUUUAUCUGUGCUUCUACAGCUAUGUAGCACUGCGUACAAAUUUGAGUAUUGUGGACUGUGCAAACAUUUCUACAAGGGAAGUGUUGUGAUUUCCCCAUGGAGAGUCCAAGGAAGUGAAUCCCCCCUUGUUCACAUGCUGGGAAGAGCUUCUCCGAUGAACUGUGUGCUGCAUCCUCACCAUAUGGAGAGACUCUGAACCUGGGAAAAUCUGGAAAAUGUGUUACAUGGUGAUAAUAUGAACACUAACUUAAAGUGAAAAAAAAAAAAGCAGUAUACUGUACAUAAUAUCAUGUAAAUAUAAUGGUAAUUUAUUUUCUGCUUUGCUGCAUUUAUGGGAAAUGUUCCCAUAAGUAUGGAAUGAAGUUUUAUUUUUUAUCAAAGGUGUUGAAAUGUAUUGCACUGUAUUUUUCAUUAUUAUUGUGGGAUUGUUUUAUUCUCACAUUCUGAAGUUUCCUUCUCCUGAGAGACUGGGUGUUUUUUAUUUGACAAAGAGCGUUGAAGGAGCGGGGAGUUUUCAAUGGAUUAUUUUACUAUGUUUCUAUUAUUGCUUCCUAUUGUGUUUUUACUUCCCCAUAAGCACGAUCACCCAGUCUUUAAAGUGUUGCACAGCCACAUCCUGAACUACAUGACCAAGCAACAGGGUGUAAUCACAAAGCUUUACGUCUGGAUUGAGGCUCAUUUUAUCUUUUGAGAGCAUUGUACUCCGCCCUCAGCACACACAGAGCCCUGGUCACAAACAGACUUCAACUCUGCUUGUAAAAGCUUUGUGAGCACCUUUGUUGCAAUUUGUAUUUUUCCUUUGUGAGACCAGAGCAUGUGUUGAUGUUGCAUUUUUUCAUUCCUGGACUAUUUUACUUACAGCAUUAAGAUGUUUCAUCAGCUUCACUGAUUUUAUGCCUUAUGCAAAUGAUGAUUUAAUCAAUGAUAAAUGUCAUUUACCUGUUGAUUAACACUAGAAGAGCACAGAAUAAAAUGCAUUUAAGUGGCUGACCUUU